GUUUCUUCCUCACCUCUCUCUCUCCCACAUAACCUUCCCUCACGUUCUCUUUUCACCUCUCUCUUUCAUUUUAUAUUUAUCAUCAUUAUCUCAGUGAGAUCUCUCGCCGGGAAAAAAACUCUCCCGGCGAACUAGCUAAACGCCCGGUGUUGUCACCCUCUUACGAAAAUAACACAGGAGGAGAAGAACUCUAAAGCUACUAAGAUGGAGUCAGAGUUUCAGCAACACCACUUCCUUCUCCACGAUCACCAGCACCAGAGACCGCCGAGAGCCUCCGGUUUAGUUCGGUACCAGUCAGCUCCGAGCUCGUACUUCUCGAGCUUCGGAGAAUCCAUCGAAGAGUUCUUGGAUCGACCGACAAGCCCCGAGACGGAGAGGAUCUUGUCUGGCUUCUUGCAGACCACCGACACGAGCAACAACGUCGACAGCUUCCUCCACCACACCUUCUCCGAGACGGAGAAUAAGCCUCCGGAGGUGAAGACAGAGGAGGAGACGGUGGUUGAUGAUAUUCCGGCGAUGGAGGUCGGUGAGAUGGCUCCUCCUGUUUCGACUGGGUAUGCUUCGGUGGUGAGGAGUUUAGGUCAGAACAAGAGACCAAGAGAUGACCGGACUCCGGCGAGUAAUCUCGCUCGGCAUAACAGCUCACCGGCGGGGUUAUUCUCAUCCAUAGACGUGGAGACAGCAUAUGCAGCUGUAAUGAAAAACAUGGGAGGUUUUGGAGUGAUGAACAUGAGUAAUAAUAGUACUGAAGCUUCAUCUCUUACUCCAAGAAGCAAGCUUCCUCCUCCUUCCAUGGGCUCAAUCCCUGAGAUUGAUGAUGUCAAACCCGUUUUCUCCUCGAGGUUGCCUCCUAGGACGCUCUCUGGUGGGUUUAACCAAGGCUCUGCUUCGUCUAAGCGUAUGGCAAUUGCAAGGACACAAUCUGGUGGUUUAGAUCAGUACAAAACCAAGGAUGAAGAUUCGUCAGCUAGUAGACGUCCUCCUUUAGCGCAUCACAUGAGUUUGCCUAAGUCUUUGUCAGAUAUUGAGCAGUUGCUCUCAGAUUCUAUCCCUUGUAAGAUCAGAGCUAAACGUGGCUGCGCUACUCAUCCUAGGAGCAUUGCUGAGCGAGUGAGAAGAACAAAGAUUAGUGAAAGAAUGAGGAAGCUGCAAGAUCUUGUUCCAAACAUGGACACGCAAACAAACACAGCAGAUAUGUUGGAUCUUGCGGUUCAGUACAUCAAGGACCUGCAAGAACAAGUCAAGGGGCUGGAAGAGAGCCGGGCAAGAUGUAGAUGCUCUUGUGCGUGAAACUAGAAGCCGAAGUAUGCGCUUGUGAGUGCCAGGGAGGGAUUUGUGCAUAGAAGUAUGGGUUCGGUCUUUGGUGAGAGUCGAACAUAGCGAAGUAGAGAAGAGAUCAUGAACAGAGCUAUAACUUUGGUGGCUGAUGGACAAAAGGGUUUGUAAGCGUUGGAACCCUUUUUUGGUUGGGGGGUAAAAGGAGAAGUAAAGUUCAUGUUAUGGUUCGAACUCCAAAGCUAUUGUAUGUUGUUCUUACACCCAAAACUCAAUGAAAAAGCAGAAGAGAAGUGAUGUACUAGGAUGAGAAGCUUCUUUUAUUGUUAACUCAAUAAUAAUAAUUCAGGGUAAUUAUUUUACUUUC
This is a messenger RNA of Brassica rapa (field mustard), 1642 nucleotides long. Its product is annotated as transcription factor bHLH122. Gene Ontology annotation, biological process: regulation of transcription by RNA polymerase II. Gene Ontology annotation, molecular function: RNA polymerase II cis-regulatory region sequence-specific DNA binding; DNA-binding transcription factor activity, RNA polymerase II-specific; protein dimerization activity. The record is from RefSeq and is a predicted model, not a curated record. NCBI's taxonomy places the organism in Eukaryota, Viridiplantae, Streptophyta, Magnoliopsida, Brassicales, Brassicaceae. Gene Ontology annotation, cellular component: nucleus.